CAGAGCCGGUGCGUCACCCCUCUCCCUCCGACCGGGAAACAAAUUCCUGACCCGGAACCGACAACGGCGACGAAAAGGAGAGAACAGUCAGAUGGCAGCUCACAUCUGCGGCACGAAGGAACUCACUUUGCAAUAAUGCCGUUUACUGCAUAUGAAAUGAAUUAGAUUCCAGUUUGCUGGGAAUCUAAAUACAGGAGUUGGAAAUUUGUCUUAUAGCUGACUUGAUGAACUCACUUGUUGAUUAUGAUGAUUCAGAUUCUGAAUCAGAGGCUGAGAAGUCUGAAGAUGCUGCCAUUAGUGAAACAAAUCUGACAGAUUCUGCAGAGAGUGCUGUUCAGUACUGUAGUGAACUAUAUACAGUUUGCGAGAAUAAAGCCCUUUGUAUGGAAGGAACUGACAGCUCCAGAAGGAACAUCUGUCAUGAAGAUAUUCUUCUACAGAAUCUACAGAGCAAUAAAAAGCUGCGGAUAACAGAUUAUCCCAGGAAAUUUUAUCCUGUUGAUUUGAAAAUAACUAAGAAUCAUAAACAACCAGGAACCUCUUUACUGGAACCUAAUGUGCUUUUUGGGAAUGAGAGCUUUUCACCAAAGAGGACCCAUGAUGACAGUGAUGUUCCUAUACAGGGGCUGAGACCAUAUAUCCCUAAAAGAAUGAGACAAAGCAAUAAUUCAGUUCCUCAUGAAGAUGAAGACUGUAGAGAGGGCGCAAGUUGUGCAACCAAAAUGGAGACAGCAGGAGAUAGAAUGUCCAUUCAAGUUUCCCAGUAUUUGAUGUCAUAUUUAGGAUCCAAAUAUGGAGUUAGUGAAAUUCCAAAGAAUCUGGUGUUUCAGAUGUCUGAACACAGUGGUCCAGUUAAUGCAGUCCAAUGGUGCCCUCUGCAGAAGUGGAGCCAUAUGUUGCUUUCUGUGUCUAUGGAUAAAACUGUCAAGGUUUGGGAUGCUGUGGAUCAAGGUUGUUGUUUAAAAACAUACCAUCACCACACUGGUGCCGUCCGAGCUGUUCAGUGGUCUCCAUGUGGAAGCCGUUUUAUCACUGGAGGCUUUGACAAUAUGCUUCAUGCUAUAGACAUUGAAACAGGAACACAACUUUUUAGCAGUAGGAAUGGAUUUCGGAUCAGCACUCUGAAGAUUCACCCUCUCGAUCAAAAUGUUUUUAUUUGUGGAGGAUUCAGUCCAGAAAUUAAAGCCUGGGAUAUGAGGUCUUCUAAGAUAAUAAAAGUCUACAAAGCUGCAGUACAGCAGACCUUGGAUAUCAUGUUCCUCCCAGGAGGAGGAGAAUUUCUUACCAGCACUGAUGCAGUAAGCCAAGAUUCAGCGGACCGUACCAUCAUUGCAUGGGACUUCCACACAGCUGCGAAGGUCUCCAAUCAAAUCUUUCAUGAGCGUUAUACCUGCCCCAGUCUUGCACCUCAUCCUAAGGAACCUAUCUUUGUUGCUCAGACCAAUGGGAAUUACAUGGCCUUGUUUUCUAGCCUUCGACCAUACAGAAUCAACAAAAAGAAGAGAUAUGAAGGGCACAAGGUUGAAGGAUUUGCAGUAGGCUGUGAGUUUUCUCCAGAUGGAAUGCUUCUUGUGUCCGGAAGUUCAGAUGGCAAAGUGUUUUUCUACAAUUAUCGCACCUCUCGAAUCCUUGGCACCUUGUCUGGGCACAGUCAAGCCUGUGUGAGUGCAACAUUUCAUCCAGUCCUUCCAUCACUCCUUGCUACAUGUGGCUGGGAUGGAGCAGUCAAGAUCUGGCAGUAAUAAUCGUGCUUAUUUUCAAGUGGGUUGUUUACAUAAGAAAUGGGUUUUCAGUUUCAUAACUAAUUUUGCUUUUUAUUUUUUAUAUUUUCUUCUAUUUUCCCCUUGGAAAUCCUUGGGAGUGAUAUGUGUUUUGAAAUUCCCCUUUACCAUAUGUAUGGUUCAAGAGUAAUUUAUUCUGUGGCUAUAUCAUACAGUUGCCUCAUUUACCUUGCUUCUUUGCUCCCACAUCAUUGAAUUGUGUCAAUUUGUCACUAAGUCUCCUUGAUGGUCAGCACAACUCUGCCUUGCUAACAGACUGCUCCUAAGUCAGGGUGGGCAGUGGUGUAGGGGAAAGGUGCCAGUCUUCAUCUCUUCCCCCUCUGCGGACCAUACUACAACCAUUUCGAUCACUGGUAUUACUCAGUUUGUAGGAGGGAGCUUUAUAUGUACAAAGUUCUCAUGCACUUUGGUGCUGUUUGCAUGAAAUAAUGCACCCAAAUAAGCAAAUAAUAUUAAUGAUAAACAAUUGGGGGCUGGACGUAAACUACCAAGGGAGUUCAUAGAACACAAUCAUGGGGUUUAGAGGCCAUUCUUCCAUCAAGUAUUUUUCUGUGUCUAACUGCCUCACAGUUCCUGUUUCAGAUAAUUAAGGAAAGAUGUGUUAGUUUAAAAAAAGGAUGCCUGGCUGACUUGUAGUUCCAUGUCUCACUAGAGACACCUGCUAUGACUUAGUUCCUAUGGAAUGCACAACACCUGCCAUUAGAAGUGUUUGAAAGGGAUUAUUUAGGAUUAUUUGGAAGCCUACAAAUUUGACCCACUUCAGAUUUAAACCUUGACAAAUCUUUGGUCAAAAUAGAGACUAAAGACACAAUUUGUUGUAUCACUUUGCUACAUUAGCUCUUUAGACCAGUGUUUCCCAAACUUUGGCUUUUUAGAUGUUUGGGAUUUCAACUCCUAGAAGUCUCCGCUGCCUUGGCCAAUGAUAAGGGAUUCUAAGAGAGUCCCAAACACCUGGAAGACAAGAAUUUGGGAAUGACUGCAUUAGAACAUCUUGCUUUAAAACUGGUUUUCCAGUUUUACCACUCUGUGAUGGAAUCCUUUUAAGAGUUUCCAUUUUGUUUGGGUAUUUGGCUAAGUCACAUUAAGAUGGUUAGCACUAUGACUGAUGCAACCUUGAAGGAUUUUUUGAUACAGCAUAACAUGAUCAGGAAUGAUUUUGAAACCAUUGUGGCAGUGUGAAACCUGUAGAAUAUGGAGGUAUAUGGAAUAUUUUUUUUACAUUUAAUGAGUUAUAAUAAAAGCUUACAUAACUUGAAAACAAGUCACUUACUUUUAAUGGAAAUAUAGUUUGAGGUGAGCAGAAGGGAGUCAUCACCAUCUGCACUACACCCAUCUCUUGAAGAUAGUGCUGCCCUUUGAAUAUUCACAUGGCAGUCCUGUCCUUGGGAGGUGGGGAUAUAGUGGCAGUGAUCCUGCCCCUCUUCCCAAAGGUGUGACUGCCCUGUGGAUAUUCACUCAGGAGAUGAGUGAUGGGUGAUAUCACCAUCUGUGCCACCUCCCUAAGAUGGAGCUUCCCUGUGAAUGACCACAAAGCAGUCAUUUCCUCCUGAGGUGGGAGUAAUGAUCACUGUCUACCCCAUCCAAAGGUGUGAUUGCUCUGUGGACAUUCACAUAACAGCCCUGUCUUCCAGAGUUGAGCGGCCCAUCCAUGCCAUCUCCCUAAGAUGGAGCUGCCCUAUGAACCAUGGCACGGCAGUCACAUAUUCAGGGUGUAGUUAUAGAGCAUACAGCAAUGACUCAACUUCCCCUCCUGCUGCUCACCUCCUGAGGGUGGGACUGCUACGUGAAUGUUCACAGGACAGCCUCUAUAUACAUGAGCGGGCAGUGAUUCCGCAGCUCCCGCACCUCCUGGGGACCUGGCUGCCUCGUGAAUAUUCACAAUACAUUCCCAACUUCAAAAGGUAGGUUCUGAAGUACAAGCUCACAAAUACAACUGCAAGUAUAAAACCCACAAAUGUGCAGGGCCAACUGUAUUUUAUCUUUCUGUGAUCAAGCACAUGUGUUCCAAUUUUUUUUUGGCACACACACAGUACAGUAUAGAUUAUACAGAAGAGAAAUGCUGUACUGGUGCAAUUAUUGCAGGGCUAAACCUCUGCUGUUUGAAGGAAUAGGUAGAAAUGCUGCCUCCCUGGUGCUGAUUGCUGUAGUGGUAGUGACACUCAGUGAUUUAAGAGUCUCUUCAGUCCAAUAUCCUGAUGCAUACUGGGAACCAUUAAUCAAGCAACCUUGAUUUUGUUUCAUGUUACGUUGCAUUAUCUUAUUUUUAGGAAGGCUCACCCUCUUUUUUUAUACCUAAAAUGGGAAACAGUUAGCUUUCAGACGUUGCUAGAUGGCAGUUCUCACACAUUCUUGCCAGCACAGCCAAUGAUGAGGAAUUAUGGGAGUUCUAGUCCAACUACAUAUUCCCAUUCCCAUUUUAAACAUUCUUGAUUUAGGAAGGCUUCUUGUCACGAUGAGUGCAGACCUUUGUUGCAUGGGAAUAUGAUAUUUAUAUAGCUGGGGAUUCGAUCAGGUGAUCCUUGUGGUCUCUUCCAUCUCUGUGAUUCUAUUGUGGAAGCUCAGGAACUUGACGAGAUGUAUCAUUCACUUCUUACACUGGAAAAACAUUGAACUUGUACAUAUUUAUGUUAAAAUGUAUAAAAGAUGUCAGUGUAAAGGUUGUAUAAAUCUGUUUUGUAGCGUUUAAAUUAUAAACUAAAUAAAAUUAUUUUACCCCUGUUCA
Messenger RNA from Anolis carolinensis (green anole), 4503 nucleotides. It is a transcript of the gene wdr25, whose product is annotated as WD repeat domain 25. The transcript is spliced from 7 exons. The coding region runs from base 225 to 1742 and encodes 505 amino acids. Lineage: Eukaryota; Metazoa; Chordata; Lepidosauria; Squamata; Anolidae. The record is from RefSeq and is a predicted model, not a curated record. Gene Ontology annotation, molecular function: protein binding.